This is a messenger RNA of Spirodela intermedia, 3353 nucleotides long. The record is from the annotation of a GenBank genome assembly. NCBI's taxonomy places the organism in Eukaryota, Viridiplantae, Streptophyta, Magnoliopsida, Alismatales, Araceae.
AUGUCCUCAUCCGGCGACAUCGGUGAGGAUGCGGGGGCUGGGGAGGAGGACGAGACGCUCGCGCAUUUUCUCGAGUCCGAGAUCCUCUCCGUAGAGGUCCGACUUCUCCAUUAUCUGUUUAUUCGGAAUUUAGGUUUCGAUCUGUUGUCUAACUCGUGGGUGGGCGGAAUUGGCGUCGCAGGAUGAUGUUCUGCCGGUGAAGAGGCCUCGCUUGGGGGAGAAGCAAGAGGAGUCGUCUCCGAUGCCUUCUUCUCUGCCUCAGGCGGUUCCCGACAAAGGCAAGGCGGUGUUGCAGAUCGAGACCGGCUUCUUCAGCAGGAUACCCCCGGAGCUGUUCCGCCACAUCUUCAAGUUCCUCUCCUCAGAGGUCUACUUCAUCUUCUUCUCUCUGCUCACCCUUCUUUGCCCACCCUCUGCGCUUUAGAGAAAAAAAUACCCCUCUUUUUUAUCUUUCUUUUUCAAAGUUAUAUGUUAUUGAAUUUUUUUAUUUUAGUUGUGGUUUUCUAUUGAUUGGAUGAAUGUUUUUCUGGUGUGGUAGGACCUCAUUUCAUGCUCCCUAGCAUGCAAGCUAAUGAACUUUGCUGCCUCCGAUGAGUGCCUCUGGCACCGCCUGUAAGUCCUUCCUCUCUGUUCUCCGAGCUUCUUUCCGUUUUUAUAUACUCAAACACUUAUUUUGCUUAAUCUUAUUAGUUUUGACAUCCCAUGGUGUGUAAUUCAGUGUGAACUUGGUGGGUUGCAGGUAUUGUAUACGAUGGGGUAUAGAAUCUCGGAUUGGAAAACUACGUCAGUGCCCGUGGAAGAAGCUCUACAUUCAGGUAUGCAGUUCAGAACUGCCUGCUAUGAAGGGUGGGCAUUCAUGUGCAUGGAAUACGUACCUUACGUGCAAUUAGUUUACAAAAUGCUCGAGAUAGGAAAAUAGCAGGGUUUGCUCAUAAAGUUUUGAGCGCUUUAGAUAAUGGCUAAUCAUCAAGAUAUCCUAAACGUGUCGUUCUCUUAAACUCCUUCCUCGAGUGGAAAAUUGUGCGUGGCUAUCUCUGCUUUAAUUUAGUGGUAACAGUCGUAAGGGCCUAAUUUACUGUGUAGUGGACAUGAAUUUUCGCUUAGAGAAAAUUCAUUUGGCAGUAAAAAUUAUUAUAUAAUUCUACAUCUCACAACUUGUCUUGACAGGAGUAGUUUAUGAUUUUUGUUCAAGCGUUAAGCAACCUACUAGUCUUCGUUAUCUGUUUUGACAUUGCGAGUUGAGGAAUCAUGACUACCGUCUUUUCUUUGUUAAACUAUCUCUUGUUUCUUUGAUUAUUCAUACAGCUACAGACCUGCCCAUCUACUUGUAACUCAGAUUAUUUUUUAAUUCACGUACAUUUCAUUUAUGUGGUUUUUUCUUUGUUUCUCAGUUCAUACGCUGCAGCCUUUUUCUGGGUUAUGAUUUUUUAUCCCAAACGCUAUAGUAUAUACACAAUUCAUGGUUGCGAACUGCAUAAGGAUAUAAAUAGUUUGUAGAUUUAUUUUAAAAUUAGGAAGUAUAUCUUUCGGGGAAUAGUCUGGAAACGACCAAACUUUGGAGCUGAUCUGAACUCCUGGAUUUGAAUGGCCCUGUGGUUUUGGGGACGAUUUCAUGGCAUCUCUUCCUACCGUUUAUGGAACUGGUAGGUUUGAUCCGAUGACCUCAUUUCUUCAUGAGGUGAGAUUUUGGGAACCAAAUAUUUGCUCAGUUUCAAGCUCACCUUGCACAGUUAACUGUUAAUCUACCCGCAUCUUGAAAUACCUUGCCUUUUUUGCAGCGUGAUCAAGAAGAUAUGGUCCACUUUAUCAGGAAUUCCCCCUCAGAGUUUAGGGAGUACUACAUCCAAAUGCAGGCGGCGAAGAGAAGCCAAGCUCCUCAUCCAUCCCAAGUAUAGAAACGAUCCUAUUCAAAUUUUUUUCUUGUAAGAUCUUAUUGUUUUUCCGCUAUAUUGUGGGAACCCAUUUUUCUUAUGUUUAUUUUGAAGGUGUAUGAUGAUAGCGUGAUGCUUGACAAAACAGUGGCGGAGCAAGUCUCCAUUUGGAAAAGCAGCAGAGGAUUAACUGAUGAAUUGAUCGGUGAUCAUGCUUGCUCCGGAGAUACGUGCACUUAUACACACAUUGGUGAUGUUUUCCUUUGUGAGAAGACAGGGCGUGUUCAUGGUAUAGAUCAUAAUACAUACUUUACCAUUCUCACUUCUCUUUUUCUCUUCAUGACGUGGUUGUGGUUGCAUAAUGGUGCAGUAUGCGAUGAUAUGUGUCGUGAAAUUGUUCUGGAUCAAUUAAAUGGGCAUUUUGUAUGCACCAUUUCUGGUCAUGUUUUUGACAGUUGGCUCUCCUCGGAUAAUGAAUUAAAUACGGUCAGUAUAAUAUGCCUGAACUCGCUCUUCUUUUCUUUGAUCUCUCAUGCAAGAUGUUUUGAUCUUUGAAGAGGACUUUUAGAAUCAUCAUUUCGUCUUUCACUUUGCAGUCUUAUGACGCUUCGGCAUUCUUGCGCAAACGUACUAAAAAUUGAAACACAUAUUAUCAAUCAUUUGAUGCCUGAAACAUUGUUCUUGGCUAGUUAUACAUUACUGGGCCAGCACAUGCAGGACGCUUCAUUUAAAUUUUAUUUGCACUGAACUAUCAGUUAUUCUUUAUGAAGAGUUGCCUCACCUUCCACCUUUCCCCAUGGUUUCAGGAACAGGGGGAGGCGGCGGAUGAAGCUGAGCCCUUCAUGGGAUCUGGCCGAUUUGGUAAGAACACAAGCCUCUUUUUUACUAUAUGUUGAUUCAUUUGCACUGCAGUAGCGAUGCAUACACAUUUCAUGUUCGAAUGAGGCGUCUGUUUUUUCUCAAGAUCUAGCCGAAUCGUUCAGAGUUCUUUGGUUGCUUGGUUGAAACCCACCCUGGUGGAUCCAUGAGUGGUUUCAGAGAUCAUAGUCUAGAAAGAAAAAUAGCCCUGGACCCCUCUCCUGCCUUUGACUGUGCCCAUCUCUGUCUCUCCCCCUCUCUGAGCGGACCUGAGCCUAUAUGAGCUUACACCCAUUGACACCCGAGUGAAACCCAAAAAAGGUAAACUUUUCACCCUACCCAGACCCUCGUCCUAGAUUACAAGGGCCCCACUUUAUCCUCCUCAGACAAGAAAGCCUUCAUCUAUUAAAGCUGGCUUGUUUCACCAUGAUUGGUUCUUCCUUUUCUAAAACGUUGACUUUUACGCCCAACGGGCAGGAACUGUAUGGCCAGCUGCUCUGGCCUUCAUUCCUGCGCAGACUGACUUUUUUGCUUCCUUGUGCCCGUCUAUCAGCUCGGGCGUACUUCCUGGGCUACAACUGCGACGAUGAGAAGGAGCUCGAAGCGACUCUGAGGUUCUGCUGA